Messenger RNA from Echinostoma caproni, 2157 nucleotides. NCBI's taxonomy places the organism in Eukaryota, Metazoa, Platyhelminthes, Trematoda, Plagiorchiida, Echinostomatidae. The record is from the annotation of a GenBank genome assembly.
AUGAACCAUCCACUCACCACUGAACCGGAAAACGAUCAAGCAUUGGAUUCAUCACAAUUUCUUGAACGAAAUAAACUUCGUGAUGAUAAAUGUCACCACUCGUGGACACCGAACAUGGAGGCAACCGACUGGUCCGAUGCCGAGGAGUGGAGGAGUAAACAUACCGGGAAUGAGAAAAGAUUUCGCCCCCAAAGAGAUCUAAACAGUGCACUUAUGGCCAUCGAAUCGUUUCUUAUUUUAUUGACUCUAAUAAGUCCGGUGUUGAUUUAUGCCGUCCCGUUUCUAUGGAUGAAACGUCUAAUCCGAACCAGUGAACGGUUUGAAAACUGUCGAAUGUUGUGCGAAAUACGAUUGUUAUCUCUAUGCGUUAAAUAUGUGAUUUUGUGCGCUGUGAUUCUCUCCCUGUACGCAAUUCGGCUGCGAACGACAAUUUGUUGCACCGAACGUAUUCACACGUCCUCAUCGAGUUGGCUACGAUCUGCCGCUUCAAAUUCUCAGAGCACUCCCCUAUCAAAAUCCAAGACCGCUUUAUCCUUGUCCGAGAGUGAUCGACAAAACUUUCCUAUUUACUUCCUGUUGGACUUUCUGAUGUCCACGGUAACAUUUGUAUUUUGGGUUCAUUUAAUUGUAAAAUGGCAUGUUCAAAUCAAAGGCCUCCAGCGAACCGGGCCGCAACGAGCAAUUAUUGCCAAGAAUCCGUUCAUCGAAACAAGGACUGCAACGGAACCCGAGCGUGCUGCGGCCGCGAGUGUCGCUGUGGUGGACGCAAAUGAUUUUGUCGAUGCACAUUUAUUCAUACAAAUCGCGGGCCUAUUGUUCAUCAAAGCUUGGCAGAACAGCUGUGGAACACGACGGUUUCUUGUUCAUGUGGUCCGCGCUCCGGACAGUUUUAGUCACUCUUAUCGGAUUGGAUUGAUCGAUGUGCACAGUGCAGCCGUACAUGUCAUUCAAAACUUGUCGAUCGAACCGAGGAUCCGUGAUCCGUUGACCGCCCACAAAAAGCAGAGAAAUCAAAAUUCACCAAGUGUGAGGCAGAGCACAAGUCUGAACGAGUAUGCCACAUUAGAUGACCAAACGUCCGCAGCUGCUUCGGAUGCUACCGGAACGGGUGGCAGUCGAAGACGAAGACGUUUGAAGAACAAACAUCGAAAUGGAUUCAGAUAUCGCAGUGGUGAGGAUCAGCCGCACUGUGACCUAGCGUGUAGUGCGGAUCAAGCAGAAACGGAGCUGGAAUCGUCAAACUACGCUGUGAAAGAAUCACCUCAGCGCACAAACACUCUAUAUUUGGGGACCAUUGACCAACGUGAAUUGAAUGUAGCCGCGGCAGCUCGAAUGAAUUUGCAGGCAGACUACGAUUUUUUGCUCCUCAAACGACAGACGCGAUUGAAGCUUCUAGUCGGGCAUUGGUUUCAAAUGGUGCAAUCGAAACAUCUUAUGGGAUUGGCAAAAGGUGUUAAUUCCGAUCGUCUGGACCGAAUUCGCGAGGCCUCCAACCUUGUGUUUGAGCAUAUUGGAAGCCCGCUGUUCAAGUAUCUGCGAUUCACCGGUCAACAAGGAAAGUACAACGAGUACAACAUUCGGGAUCGAUUGGCACUGCAUUUGGUUUGUCACAUGACGGCUGAGGCAUUUCUGGCCCCAUUUUUUCAGCCUCAUCCUCAACUGAUCCGAGAUCCUCAAUUAGAAUAUCGCUCAUCCGGCCAUGGAUCGGAUCCGACGCAGCCAUCGGUCGGCUGUUGGUCAUUCUUUGCUCGCAGCCAGCAGAUUGAUGCAACUGCUAACUGUCAUGAAGCGGAGAACCGUUCGAUAAACAACACACAGUCCAAUAAAACGAAAAAAGCCGUAUUCCAAACAUGGAAGCUACGCAUUCGUCCAAAUCCAGUUUCCUUCUUAAAUCAGUUUGAUACGAGACGAGCUGAAUGUCAAUUAUCUAUCAAUUCCCUAAUACAUCACGGAUUGCGAUUCGAACUUGUACGAGCAAACGUGACACUGUUAUGCACAGUCUAUCGUCUGCCAAUGAUUCAACUUAUCCCCAACACUGUAUCCGCUGAUUGGUGGAGGUGGUGGACCAGUUCAACGCCGGAAGGUCGGAGUAUGCCUACCUCGACGAUUGAAACGUGUCUGGGCAGUUCUGAGAACUUUAUGGAAAUACGGUUGUGA